AUGAAGUUGGAAAGCGAAGAAUUUCUAACAUUUUCAAUACAUUGUUUGGGAAUAACUGCAGUUCCAGUUCAUCUUCUCGGAACUUUUUGUAUACUUUUCCAUACUCCUGAAACUAUGAAAUCUUGUAAAUGGGCAAUGUUUUAUCUGCAUUUUUGGAGUGUUGUAUGGGAUAUUUAUUUGAGUGUUUUAUAUGUUCCAUUCAUAAUAUUUCCAUUUUCUGCUGGAUAUACUCUAGGAUUUCUUUCUCCAAAUUUUCUCAAUUUUUCACAACAAUGUUAUAUUGCUGUUUCAUUACUCGGUUUAAUUGGUUGUGCAAAUGUUAUAUUUUUCAAAAACCGAUAUAAUUGUAUUUGUUAUUCACAAGAAAUUCGGUAUGAAAGCAAUUUGAAGAUUAUCAUAUUUUUCGUUUUCAAUCAUAUUAUUCCAAUUAUUUAUUUUUCUCCAACACUUCUAGUUCCAUUAGAUGAAAAUGAGGCGAAAUUAUAUAUUUUGGAAAAAGUUCCGACGUUACCUAGAGAUAUUCUGGAUAACCCUAAUUUCCGUGUUCAAUGUUUAAAUGGUCCUGUUAUGAUGCUUUGUAUAAUUAUAAUUGUCUCCGAACUUUGUAGCCAAAUUUUGCAUAUGGUUUGGAAAAUAUAUUGCGAAUUAUUCUCAAAUAUUUCAAAAUCAAAGAAGACUUUAAAUGCGCAGAGAUUGUUUUUUCUAACAGUUUGUUUACAAACUUCUCUUCCAUUUUUCGGAAUUCUUCUUCCUGUUUUAUAUAUGUUUUUUAGUUAUUCAAGUUAUUUUUAUAAUCAAGGAUAUAAUAAUCUAACAAUAAUCUCAUUAACAUUUUAUGGACAGCUUUCGACAUUAACAAUGAUUAUAAUCCAUAAGCCAUAUCGGAAUGUUAUUUCGAAAUUUUUUCGAUCUUACAAAAAAGAGUCAGCAGAUUUCAUCGACUGA
Messenger RNA from Caenorhabditis angaria, 945 nucleotides. Lineage: Eukaryota; Metazoa; Nematoda; Chromadorea; Rhabditida; Rhabditidae. The record is from the annotation of a GenBank genome assembly.